AAAAAAUACUCGUGCUAAUACCGCGAAUUUAAUUAUAUUUAAUAGUUAAUGCUUAUUUCGGCAAGGCCGAACUUUUCAAACAUUCCUCCAUGAUGUGAAGAAAAUAUUUAUUAAUAAAUGUAUCUGGAUUCAACAUUCGAACGAGUUCCAUUUUAACUGCAAAUAUCAGUGAAUUCCGCUGGCGAAAUCUGGUAGUAUGGCAAAACAUUCAACGAACAGGAAAUUGCGUCGAUUUAUCCAUAUUUUUCAACUGAAUUCUCUUAAAAUAGGCACAUUCUCUGACCGAUAUUUGUCUAUGUACACUGAGGGAAAAAUCCCGUUGCGAAAUCAAGCACGUAUGUUGUCAUUUUCGCAACGACCCGUUGUUAUAUUUUUCAACAACGGCUGUUGGUGAAUUGUGCACGAACGUGCUCAAAUUGACACCGAGACGUAGUCAACUUUCGGUACCAACAACAGCCGUGCUUAAUUUGUCCACCGAUGUGCUCAAAAUGACAACUUUGGGUUUUUAAUAUUGGUAAUUGCAGCCGAUUACACACGAGUAAAAAAUGACAACGGUGGUGCAUGAUUCACACACGGUCGUUGUCAAUAUGACACCGGUCGUGUAUGAAUUAUGCACCACCACCUGCAUAAUGAUGCACCACCGUUGUUACUUUGUACACCGACGUGCAUGAAUCGUACACGAUCGUUGCCAUUUUAGCAACUACCGUGUAUGAAUCAUGCACCACCGUUGUCAUUUUUUACUCGUGUGUAAUCGGCUGCAUAUUUACCAUUUUUUCCGUGUUAUUGAAAGAGAAAGGACGCAUUGUGCAAAAAAUUUAUUGAAAAUGAAUAAUAAUUCGCAAGAUCCUCAAAAUAUCAUUGGUGAGUUGUUAGAAAUCGAUGGCAAUAUUGUUGUGGUUCGCGAUACAAACCAUUGCAGCAGUCAAGAUGCGGAAAACAAUGAGGACGAUUAUAUGUUAAGGGAGUUCUUAAAAGGAAUAAAUAUGGAGUCGCUUUUUGAACAAUUAAAAGCAUCACAUGUAACAUUUCGCAGUUUGCAGUACUUGAAAAAAGAAGAUUUAAAGGAAGCAGUGCCACCAUUGGGACUGCGAGUUGAAUUCAGAGAAAAGCUCUUUGCUUGGAAAAAACGAAAGCUCGGGAUUGAUGACGAAACUAUGUCAGUUCCAUCUAAAAUAGGUGAAUGGUGGAAACGCAACGAGACACCUGCAAGUACUCCUGGUACUCCCGACACUACAGGUUCGAACUGCUCAAAAGCCAAAGGAAUUUUGUCAGAGGAUCUAACGGAAUUGUUAACACAUACCUCGAAGGGGAAACUAGCGCUUGAAUGUAGUAGCGUUAAUAAGAAAUUAAGUGACGAGCAAAGAGAUGAUAUAAUUAAUAUAAUUAUUGAAGAUAUUUUAACCAACAAUGUUACUCUUUACACUCAAGACUAUAUGCGCAUAUUGGAUGAAAUUUGUUCCGUUUUUCCUCUUGAAAACGAAAUGAGGGUAAGAUUAACAACGACAACAAUAUAAACAACGUAUCUGAUUAUGUAGUUUCUUAACUUAUAAUAUGUCUUUAUUUUUAGGAUUAUUAUUACAUUUCAAGAAAAGGAAAGAACAACGCAAGCGGAAAACUUUAUGCCAAGUAUAGAAACAAGAAGUCCAAAAGAAUAAAGCUUUUGAUUUCCGAGCCUAGCACAAGCAAAGCAGCAACUCAC
Molecule: messenger RNA, 1699 nt
Organism: Musca domestica (house fly)
Lineage: Eukaryota; Metazoa; Arthropoda; Insecta; Diptera; Muscidae
Exons: 4
Coding region: 717-1514 (265 amino acids)
Source: RefSeq, a predicted model, not a curated record